Menidia menidia (Atlantic silverside) is the source of this 729-nucleotide messenger RNA. The record is from the annotation of a GenBank genome assembly. NCBI's taxonomy places the organism in Eukaryota, Metazoa, Chordata, Actinopteri, Atheriniformes, Atherinopsidae.
AUGAGUGGUCGAGGAAAAGGUGGUAAGGGACUUGGGAAGGGGGGCGCCAAGCGUCACCGUAAAGUCCUCCGUGAUAACAUCCAGGGGAUCACAAAGCCCGCGAUUCGUCGCUUGGCCCGCCGAGGCGGCGUGAAGCGCAUUUCCGGUCUGAUCUACGAGGAAACUCGUGGCGUGCUGAAGGUUUUCCUGGAGAACGUUAUCCGUGAUGCUGUAACUUACACUGAGCAUGCUAAGAGGAAAACUGUGACGGCCAUGGACGUAGUGUACGCCCUGAAAAGACAGGGACGCACUCUGUACGGCUUUGUGGGCCCUUACACCGGCCAGUCAUUCAUUCAUUCUGUGACUCUAAGUCAGGGAAAGAUGCCUGAACCCGCGAAGUCAGCGCCCAAGAAGGGCUCCAAGAAAGCCGUCACCAAAACUGCCGGCAAAGGAGGAAAGAAGAAGAGAAAGACAAGGAAGGAGAGCUACGCCAUCUAUGUCUACAAGGUGCUCAAGCAGGUCCAUCCCGACACCGGGAUUUCUUCCAAGGCGAUGAGCAUCAUGAACUCCUUCGUCAACGACAUCUUCGAGCGGAUCGCCUCUGAGGCCUCCCGCCUGGCCCACUACAACAAGCGCUCCACCAUCACCUCCAGGGAGAUCCAGACGGCUGUUCGCCUCCUGCUGCCCGGUGAGCUGGCUAAGCACGCCGUGUCUGAGGGCACCAAGGCUGUCACCAAGUACACCAGCUCC